GUAAAAGUCACGUUGGAAGGAAGAGGGGAGAGAGAUAUCUGCUUACAGCUGCUGUCAGAUAUCCGAUCGGGUUCGCAUGGCGAGGAGGUAACCUGAUCGAGCGGGGAGGAGUGACUCUGCCAGGGAAGGCUCGAACAAAAAAAAAAAAUGUCUUCUUCUUCUGCCGGAGAGGUCACGGCAGUGAAUGACAUCAAGAGGGAAAAUGUGAAGGAGGUGGAUAAGCGUGAGAGCAUCAAGUUGGUGGCGCUGGACGCGGCGGAGUUGUCCAUGGAGCGCACGGCUCCCAACGCCGACGCGGUGCGCACGGAGCUGCUGGUGAGCGCCGCUUCCUCCCUGGCUUUCUCCCCGGAGCAAGUGGCGUGCGUGUGUGAGGCGCUGCAGCAGGGGGGCAACGUGGACCGGCUGGCGAGGUUCUUGUGGUCCUUACCUCAAAGCGACCUGCUCCGCGGCAACGAAAGCAUUCUGAAAGCCCAAGCCCUCGUUGCCUUCCAUCAGGCGCGCUAUCAGGAGCUCUACAGUAUUUUGGAGAACCAUAGUUUCAACCCGUCCAACCACACCUUUCUGCAGGAACUGUGGUACAAGGCCCGGUACACGGAGGCGGAGAAGGCGCGCGGGAGACCCCUGGGCGCCGUGGAUAAAUACCGGAUCCGGAGGAAAUACCCUCUCCCCAGGACUAUCUGGGACGGCGAGGAGACGGUUUAUUGUUUCAAGGAGAGGUCGCGGAACGCGCUGAAGGAUCUCUACAACCAGAACAGGUACCCGUCUCCAGCCGAGAAACGGAAUCUGGCCAAGAUAACCGGACUCUCCUUGACCCAAGUCAGCAACUGGUUCAAAAACAGGCGGCAGAGGGACAGAAACCCAUCGGAAGCGCAGUCCAAAAGUGAGUCUGAUGGAAACCACAGCACAGAGGACGAGUCCAGUAAGGGCCAGGAGGAGCUGUCCCCUCGUCCUCUCUCCAACUCUUCAGACGGAGUGAUAACCCACGGGAGCCUCCCGGCUCAGGCUGGACCUCUGGAUGGGGGGGUCGUCAUCCAGCAGAUCGGCGACAUCAAGAUGUCAGGAUCCAGCGGCGGUGGCGUCUACAACGGCAGCCUCGCAGCCACUAAUACUUCCUCCACCAUGUUUCACAAUGGCGGCUCAUCCUACCUCCACUCACCUGGAAACAUCCUGUUCAACGGGCUCAAUCUGGGCAUCCAGCCGCUGGCGUUCAACCCCCUGAGGCCGCCCGGCGGAGUGCUGCUGGGUGGCUCCGCGGGGGACAUGCACAUGCAGACGGGCCAGGAGAAGGGACUGGGCGGCGCUGAGGAGUCCGUCCUGCAGUACUCCUCCUACUCGGGCUGUGUGAACGGGUCGGAGGUGAAGCUGGAGGGCGUCCACACAAUGGCGGCCCAGAACGGAGGCUCCUCUGUGCUCACCUUCAGCUCGCCGUCUGCAGCUCUGCAGCUCGGCGGCUACAGUCUGGUACCGGUACCGAGCGGAGUCCCUGACAACGACGGCAGCGCACUGCUCAACAGUGAUGUAGGUCUUCCUCCUCUACAACUGCCGUCUGCUUCAUCUUCCUCAACAAUUACUCAACAAGGUAACAUGUCUCUGAACAACGCAGCGGUGAGCUCGUCCAGUGAAGACUCCUUCCAGCCGCAGGACAAGCUGACCAUGACGUCUCUGCACCACAACAGCGUCCUCUACAGCCUGAGCAACCACACCGCCAUCAAGAAGGAGCCUCUGGACGGCGGCAUUUACUCCUCGUACCACGCCGGGCUGCACCUGGACCCCAGCGGUCAGAUCAGCUACACCGGCCCCGACUCGGCCUCCAGCCACGCCGCCGCCGCCGCCGCCACCACCGACGCCACUGUCAGCUCGUCCAGCUCCGAGCCGGAGGUCUACACCACCCUCACCAACAGCACGCCUCUGAUGGCUCCGACGGACCAGGACGCCCAUCACCACCUGCAGCCGGCGGAAUACCUGGGCUCCCACGAGGUGCACCGAGGGGCCCCGCCCUCACACCUGAUGGGCCCCGGGAUGAACAGCGACUACAUGAACCUGCAGGAGAGCAAGGCGGACGGCUCGGGAUCCGGGGGGAUGAACGAGAUGGUGCGGGCGAUGUGCGGAGAGCUGGGAGAGGGGAAGGAGCUAGCCAAACUACAGACUGUGCAGAUGGACGAGGGCAUGUCCGACCUUUAACCUCAGACUUUGAAGCACUCACAUCCACCUGGGCAGUCAUAUGAUGAAUCUUUUUACUCUUCUGUGUGUGUGUGUGAGUGUGAGUUUUUAAGCAUUGAUUUCCUUUAAAUUAUUUGCUUUUAUUUUCACUUUUGAAAUGCACUCUAGUCAGAAAGGAUUCGCGUGGGUGGGAUGCUUCAGCUUUUUACAAAAACGUAAAAAUAAAAGAGGCUGUGACGUGUUAAAAAACGUUCAUGUGAAGAACUAGUGAGACCUAGUCCACAUGUAGCCGGUUAUCUGAGAAAACAAAUACAUUUUUACAAGUUAUCCUCCUUCAUCCACACGAAAACUGUUUAAUAUCACUGAAAACGAUUACGUUUUUAGUGAUAUUAAAACGUAAUAUCACUAAAAACAUAUACAAAACUCCGUAUAUGUGUUUAGGGUCCCAUAUAUUACAAUUUGCGGCAAAUAAUGCGUCAAUGUAUCCACAAACUUGCUUUAACAUGAUUCCCAAACUACAUCGUUUUGUAUUUUAUUACCUUUAUAUUCUAAUUCGCUAUUUAAAAGUAGUUCAACUUGUAUAUCCGUCUGCACAAGAGAACCUCCAGGCGACAUGUUUGACUCCUAACGGAAAGUAGUGACUGUUUUGAAGCGAUCUGAUUGGCCGACGUAGGUUUUAGUUUUGCGCUACACUGCCCCCUAUGGGUUUGGCGUGUUUAAAACAACGCUCAGGGACGUAACCGAUCCCUUGUUUUCGAUCUAAAUUUUUAAACAAUAUUGCAGAGAUAUUUACGACGGCGAAUUAGGGUCAUCCUGGAUAGUAUAAAAAAGGAUAAUUAAAUUUCAGCAGAAAAACUCAGAAAUUUUGAGAUUGAUUUCAGAAAAUUUCUAGAAAAAAAGUUGAAAAUUUGCAAGAAAAAAAAAAAAAGAUUCUUAUAAAU
Molecule: messenger RNA, 3101 nt
Organism: Xiphophorus hellerii (green swordtail)
Lineage: Eukaryota; Metazoa; Chordata; Actinopteri; Cyprinodontiformes; Poeciliidae
Gene: six4a
Product: SIX homeobox 4a
Exons: 3
Coding region: 148-2181 (677 amino acids)
Biological process (GO): regulation of transcription by RNA polymerase II
Cellular component (GO): transcription regulator complex; nucleus
Molecular function (GO): RNA polymerase II cis-regulatory region sequence-specific DNA binding; DNA-binding transcription factor activity, RNA polymerase II-specific
Source: RefSeq, a predicted model, not a curated record